Messenger RNA from Abrus precatorius (Indian licorice), 3002 nucleotides. Its product is annotated as aldehyde dehydrogenase family 3 member I1, chloroplastic-like. The transcript has 3 exons. Gene Ontology annotation, biological process: aldehyde metabolic process. Gene Ontology annotation, molecular function: zinc ion binding; aldehyde dehydrogenase (NAD+) activity. The coding region runs from base 1442 to 2530 and encodes 362 amino acids. Gene Ontology annotation, cellular component: cytoplasm. Lineage: Eukaryota; Viridiplantae; Streptophyta; Magnoliopsida; Fabales; Fabaceae. The record is from RefSeq and is a predicted model, not a curated record.
UUUCGUCCUCUACUCCAUUAUGUAUAACAAAUAUUGAUACCUUAAAAGAUAAUGGUUUUUCUAACCCAUAUAAAAAUUUACAAAAAUAAAUCUUUCGUUAAAAAAAAUUUCACCCUCUUUAAUAAAUACUUUAGUUAAACUAUUCUAUUUUAUUUUAAAAAAUUACUUUUUUAUUAAAAUAUUAAUUUACAUUAUGUUUAAAUAUAUUCAAGCAUAAACAAGUUUUUUAUGGUUUUUUUUUUGUUUUGAAUCUUUUAAUUAGGAAUUCAAAACUUGAGAAGAUGAAAGCAAUAUUUUGACUUAAGUCAUAUUUAUUGUAAUUUUAAACUAUCAAAAUAUUGAGGAACUAAAAUAAUAAUAAAACGAUAAUUUCGUAGAUUAAACUUACAGUAUAUUAUUAAGACAAAAUAAUAAUACCUAUUUAAUUAGCAAUUCUAGUAAUUUAUUUAUGAAAAAAGAUAGAAAUUGGGGAGGAAUGAGUGGACAGAAAAUGGUAAAAAAAAGAGAAUAAUGUUUUUGUAAACGUGAAAUGUGUGCAGGGGAAAGACAAAAGAGAAAAGGAAGCGAAGAGUCAAUAAACUGAAACAGUGGGAAUGAUUUGUAUGGAGUGAGUGAAUGAGUGAGUAAUAGUAAUAAAGAGUAAAUGAUAAGUCUCAUAACACAAACAAACACAUUUCUCAAAUCCUUUCGCUGCGUCUUCAAUUCCCAAGUAAGACCCAAUCUCGUUUUCCACUCUUCGCAUUCCCUUUCUCACUCUUUUUGUUAAUCGCUCUUCUUGUUUCGCUUUUUUAUUAAUUAAUUAAUUUUUCUAAAAUUGAAACCGACUCAUUUGGUUUUACGUUGGGCAAAAUUUGGUUAUUCAAAAUCGGUGAUGACUGUUGGGAUAUGCCAUUCUCAGUUGCAAUGGACUUCAAAUUAUAUGACAUUCUCUUUUGUAUUUUCUUUUUCAUUUUAAUUUUAUGCUCAUAUUUUGUUUAAUCUGUGCCAUCAUAUUCACUUUAUGAUUUCGGAUGUAUUAGUGUCAAUAACACAUAAUAAUUUGAUUUCUCAAUUUUCUUUGACUUGCUUCCACUGUGUGUUUAUUUAUUCAUUGGUCAUUUUCAACGAAUGAUUCCAUUAACACACACAUGAUUCAGGUUAUUCGAGAACUGGAUCUGCAGCAUUGUGAAUUCUGUGUUUUCCUGGAGAAUAUAUGCGCCCACUUCUUUGACUUGCUCCUAGGCCUGGUUUUUGGCUAAAGGCCUCUGAGUCCUUUUACAAUUGUAGCAAAAACAUCUUUUCUGUGUGUGGUUGUUUUUUGUUGGAAUGCUGGUGUUUAGUCUCUUCGUGAUGUUAAUUCUCAAUGCAGAAGAUAGCUUUGUGAGCUCAAUUAAGUUAAUUUUAUUGAAGCAGAAUGGUCCAAUAAUCUGAAAGCUCUUUGAAUCUGAAGACAACUGAUCAGAUGGGCAGAGAAAAUGUGUCAGCAAUGGCAAAGGAAGAAGUAAGUGAUGAUGGUUCCUUGAGUGUUGAGAAUGGGGACUUGGAAUCUCACGCUCGACUUAGUCUGGAGAAGGAGUCAGGGUUGGCAACUUGUCGUGUGUGCCAAUGUGCUGAGUCUGAUAAAAGGGCAGAUGCUGCACUAGAAUUUUUGGGCAUCACUCCAGUAAUAGAAACGAGUAAAAGCAAGGGGGAAGUGGGGUCUGAUGGCAAGGGAAUUCAGAAAAAUAGGUCUCUUAACAGAAAUAUUGGAAAAAAUUCUGGGAUGGUAGAAUUUGUAAGUCCUGAUGGGGAGAUUUUCAUUUGUAAAAGUGAUUUGGAACUUGGUUUGUCUCAUCAAGAUGAAUUAGUUGAGCUUGGCUGUGCUUGUAAAAAUGACCUUGCUUUAGUACACUAUGCUUGUGCACUCAAGUGGUUUGUCAACCAUGGAUCUACUAUUUGUGAAAUAUGUGGACACAUAGCAAAUAAUAUCAGAGUUUCUGACUUCAAUAAGGUUGUUGGUGCUUUGAAGGAGUAUGAAGUAUUGAGGGAAAGAACUACCAGUGGUGAUCCUGGUCCUGCACAUGUUCAUGUAAAUACUGGUGUGGAUCCCGAUGCCGUGGCUGCAAUCCGGAGGCAACGACUAGUUGAGAUUGCAUUAUGGUUUUGUCCUCAUAAUAUCAGUAACAAUAACAACAAUGCCAAUGUGGACACAGUUUCACAGGUUGUUUCUGAUCAGCCUUUGAAUAUUGUUACUGAAGAUGCUGCUGGCCCUGCACAGAAUCCUGCAACUAGGUGGGCUGUGGAAGGUACUGGGAUCCUGCUUGCUACGGGGUUGCUUACUAUCACUCUUGCAUGGCUUAUAGCUCCUCGUGUUGGAAAGAAAACUGCUAGAAGUGGUCUUCAUAUCUUACUUGGAGGUGUUUGUGCUUUAACAGUGGUGGUUUUCUUCCGCUUUUUUGUGCUUACCAGAAUCAAGUAUGGACCAGCGCGUUAUUGGGCAAUCUUGUUUGUUUUCUGGUUUCUUGUCUUUGGAAUAUGGGCUUCAAGGACCCACGGUGCCCAUACAACAUGAUCCCUUCUUGGUACAGCACUUUGGAUCUCUGUUAAAUCCUUGGUCCCUCUUGAACCAAAGUAAAAAAAGUCCUUUGUCCCUCCCAGCUCUCUUCUUGUUUCAUUUCCUUACCAUCUUGAAUUUUGAGAUUUUGAAUAGAUAUUUUAUGAUACGCCUAAUGAGUAUUUUGUAGAUACUCAUAUUUGUUCAAUGUAAAAUAACAAUUAUGUUGUUUGCAAGCUAGAUUUCUGAAUGCUAGUUGUUUUCAGAUCUUUCACACUCGUACGUAUGUAUGUUUUCAAAGCAAUAAGUAGAUCUCUGUGUGUGUGUGUAUCCGAAGUCCGAACUUGAGAAAUUGCAAACCAUUCGUAAAGUAAAUAAUGCGACGCUGACAAAUGGGACAGCCAUCGUGAUAUUGUACCAGGGAUCAGAGGGUACAGACCAAUUAGAGUGGUAGUUUUGACAGCAUUGGAAGGUAUCUAUAUCCAAUGGU